Molecule: messenger RNA, 4544 nt
Organism: Ruditapes philippinarum (Manila clam)
Lineage: Eukaryota; Metazoa; Mollusca; Bivalvia; Venerida; Veneridae
Product: hephaestin-like protein
Exons: 15
Coding region: 303-3947 (1214 amino acids)
Biological process (GO): iron ion transport
Cellular component (GO): plasma membrane
Molecular function (GO): oxidoreductase activity; copper ion binding
Source: RefSeq, a predicted model, not a curated record
UAAACGUUGACAGUUAAGCGCUGUUCACGGUCAGUGAAGUAUCCUACAUGCCGCCGCUAUGGGGCUAUUGAAGUGGAAACUUUUACAUAAUUGAGUAUGCAGAUUUUAAACCAUUGUAAACAAAUCCAAUUCGAGGAAUGAAAUCAGUAACGUAACGUCGACCGACACUUAGAGUUACGGUGUUAACGUGCCGAUCGUUUUUACGUUACCACAGCAUGUUUUGUUGGACGUAAUAUUAGGAAAAGGAAAUUUAUAACAUAAACUUAAAAAGAGGAAUAUAUUUUGAAACAAUAAAUGUGAAAAUGAGGAAUUAUGUAAUAGUUUUACUUCUUAUUAUUAUACUAUGUUGCGGCGUUAGUGCUCGUGUCAGAAACUAUUAUAUUGCUGCCGUAGAACAGGAAUGGGACUACGCCCCCACUGGCAAGGAUCUCGUGUUUAAUCACCAAAGCGAAGCUGACCUCCGUAUCAAGACGAAGAAGGACCGUAUAGGCAGCAAAUAUAUGAAAGUUGUGUAUAAACAGUACACAGAUGGUACUUUCACACAAGAAAUACCUCCGCCUGCACACCAUGGGUAUAUAGGGCCAACACUUAAGGGGGAAAUAGGAGACCAGCUAAAUAUUCAGUUUAGAAAUGUCAUUACGCAAGUGAAUGCAAAUCUAAGUAUUCAUCCGCAUGGACUAUUUUAUACAAAACACCAUGAAGGUGCGCUAUAUUUAGACGGUGAAAACUCUAUUGCUAAAGUAGAUGAUUGGGUACCGCCAGGGGGCUCUCAUACAUAUAUCUGGAAUAUCACACAUAAUUUUGCCCCCACCGAGGCAGACGAUAAUUGUAUUCCAUGGGGCUAUCAUUCACAUGUUGACUCUAUGGUAGAUAUUGAAUCUGGUCUCGUGGGCGUCUUCGUCGCAUGCAAACCUGGUACGCUAUUACCGGAUGGACGUAGAAGGGACGUAGAUCAGGAAAUUGUUCUAUACACUGACGUCACAGACGAAAGUCUAAGUCAUUAUAUUAGCGUCAACGUCCGUCGGUGUCUAGAUCCACACGUCUGUCUCCAACUUUUGCGAAAUAAAAACGAAAAAUUUUUAGCCAGCAAUAAGAUGUAUCACAUUAAUGGUUACGUUUACGGAAAUCUACCACGUCUUGACGUCUGUGAAGGCAAUGACGUGGCUAUUUAUACGUUUGCUCUGGCUAACGCGAUACACACAAUGCAAAUAUAUGGACAAACGUUUGUUAUUAAAAAGCAUAGAACGGAUGCUGCCUCAAUUUAUCCAGCUACAUUUCACACAAUGAACAUGGUGCCAAUUAAUGUCGGAACAUGGCUUCUAGUUUGUCGAAAUAACGACCAUCUCCAUGACGGUAUGACGGCAUUCUUCAAUGUCAAGCGAUGUAGUCAGGAACCCAUGCCGGACACGCCGGCAGGCAAGAAGCGGAGGUACUUUAUCGCCGCCGAGGAAGUGAACUGGAAUUAUAUGCCCGGGGGCAAAGACUUGUUUACUUCCGGCAAAAUUGAAAUGGAUCACGGAUUUUCAAGUAACUCUCACCACCAUAUGCACCACGGUGAGCACCACGAUGCCCUCGGUAACACGUAUAAGAAAGCUGUCUUUGUCGAAUAUGAGGACGAAUUUUUCAGGAGAAUGAAGCCUCGUCCUAUCGAAGAAGAACAUUUACAUAUGCUCGGACCCCCUAUUAAAGUAGAGGUUGGGGACACUGUUGAAGUGGUCUUUCUAAAUAAGGCGUCCAGACACUAUUCCUUCUUCCCACAUGGUGUUGGCAUUGACAAGUCACAGGAAGGGUCCGUUUAUUAUACCCGAGAUAGUGUAAAUGCCCCAUAUGGUCUGAUUACCGAACCAAGAAAGAUAACAACAUAUCAAUUCAAAGUGCCAUGGACCGCCGCGCCAACAGCAGACGACCCGAAUUGUCUUUCUUACACAUAUCACUCCGCGGUAGAUAUCCGGAAGGAUACUAACACUGGGUUAAUUGGUCCUCUGCUUGUGUGUAAACCAGGGUCACUGGACAAGGGCAAACAAGUACACGUGAACAAGGAAAUAUUUGUUCUGUUUCACGUUGUUGACGAGAAUUUAUCAUGGUACAUUGACGAGAGUAUACGAGAGUUCUCCCCUGAUAAGGCGUUACUUAACAAACAAGAUGAAGCUUUUAAGCAUGGAAAUCUUAUACAUGCAAUUAAUGGACGAAUAUAUGGAACAUUGAAUGGAAUUGACAUGUGCUUAGGUGAUCGAGUGUCGUGGCAUUUUCUAGGUGUAGGUUCGAGUAAGGAUUUGCACGGAGUUGCCAUUGAAGGAAACUCGAUGGCAGUGAAUGGACGAACGCUUGAUUCGAAAAUUAUCAUCCCGGGUCUUGGUUUUACAGGCUACAUGCAUCCAGACAAUGUUGGAAAGUGGGCGUUAUAUUGUCAUACUCACCACCACUUGAUGGCCGGCAUGACAUCAAUGUACAGUGUUAAUGUGUGCCAGAAUCCACAAAGUCUUCCGGUUGUUCCAAUGAAGCCCUCUGGCGGCGUUCGUCGGUAUUACAUAGCUGCUGUGGAAAUCGACUGGGACUACGCCCCUUCAGGAAUUGACAAAAUAAUUGGAAAGCCUCUAACAGAUAACACAGCGAAAUCUUAUUUGUAUACAAGAAGUGACGGUGGAUUUAUGGGAACUAUUUACAAGAAAGCAGUCUACAGAGAAUUCACAGACGACACUUUUAAACAUGAAAAGAAACGCGGCUAUCGAGAAAUACACUUGGGAGUUAUGGGACCGUUUAUUCGUGGCGAGGUUGGUGACGUCAUUGAAGUUGUAUUCAUGAACAAAGCUUCUCAUCCCCUUUCUAUAAAACCACACGGAGUAUUCACUAAUAAAGGAAAUGAGGGUAUGAAGUACAAUGACGGGUCAGUCCACCGGGGCGAUAACGAGGUUCAGCCCGGGAAAGUAUUCACCUAUAGAUGGACUGUCCCACAGAGGGCUGGUCCCGGACCGAAUGAGCCAAAUUGUAUCGGGUGGAUGUACCAUUCAGCUGUCAAUAUGAUAAGGGAUGUGCCUACUGGACUUUUCGGGCCGUUAGUUACAUGCAGAAGGGGUGUUCUAGACGCCAAGAACCAACGCUUAGAUCAUCACUCGAGAGAAUUUGCCAUGUCAUAUUACAUCAUAAAUGAAAACAGGAGUUGGUAUAUUCGUGAGAACAUGCAGAGAACGAAAGAAAUGGCGCCACAUGAAGAGUUUGAAGAGAGUAACUUGAUGAAUAGCAUUAAUGGUUAUGUCCUCGGAAAUACCCCAGGUAUGGUAAUGGAGGUUGACGAACAUGUCACGUGGUAUGUAAUGGGACUUGGGUCUGAGGACGAUUUCCAUACAGUUCAUUUUCACGGUCAGACGUACGUACACAGGACAGCAAAAUCACAUCGAGGUGAUGUUCUUGAAGUGUUUCCUGGGACAUACGAAACUGUUGACAUGUAUACAGAUAAUCCGGGCACUUGGCUUCUACAUUGUCACGUGAUGGAACAUUUAUCACAUGGAAUGGAAGCUAAAUAUGCAGUGGUUCCAAAGGGAGCACUCAAACCUCUUGAAGACGCCGAGAAAAACAGAAAACUUCCGGUAAUGCUACAUAAACUUCCGGUAGUCACUCAAACUUCGACUGUUGCAUCUUCAGCCAAGAAAAAACCAAAGAAAGAUCCUCCGCGACAAGCGACAGUGUUAAUAAUUCCACCAAGAGCACGAGGCGACAUGCCAAUUAUUGCUAAUAAUGUAAAUCAAGUUGCUUUAUCACCAACAGUUCAGACAAAACACGGAAAACCAAAGCAUAUUUCGAAAAGAACAGAUAACACUUCCGGUGGACCCAAAAAGCAUGUUUUAGCUAAUGAAGAGUUAAUGGGUCUUCAUAGAAAUGGAAUAUUACCUGGUCGCUGGCAAAUUUUAACUCGGCCAAAUUUACAGAAUAGAAACAGACGAAAAAAAUAAAACGGUUGACGAUUUGAAAGAUAUUUUUGUUAACAGUUAUUUAUUUUGUGAAAGAAACAAAUGCAUAAUAUUCAUAAAAUGGUUUGGUUUGGCGUCUCUUUAUAAUUAGAUAUACUGUCUGAUUUAAGUCACGUCUGCUGCGCCGUUAUUAUAUUUACAUUCACCAAUAAGGAAAUGUACGAUAAGUGUGAGUAAGGCCAGUAGGUGUGAAGAAUAAGUGUGUGUAAGUCGAGUAGGUGUAAAGAAUAGAAGUGUAUGCAUUAAAUCGAGUAGGGAGGAACGAUAAGCAUGUGUAAGUCAAAUUAGGGGUGGGGGUGGGGCAAGCAGGGCCUCCGUCUAAAUAAAAUACCCGUGAGGAGAAUAUAUGUACGUGUAAUGAUAAAAAGUACGUGUAAGUGUUUAGAAAAUGGGUUACGAUGAAAAUAAUAUAAAUACGUUCUAAACGAAAAGUUUGUGUAAAAAGGGUGUGUUCGUGUAAAGAAUAUAUGUUCGUGUUAAAUAAGUACGUUUUAAUUGUAUACUAUAUGGAGAUAGUGAAUACACUAUCUCACCAAUUCAUACUUACCGCACAGAAAGAAUAAACAUACUUAUCUCAAA